AAUUUUCAAAUACUUAAGCAACAUUUUGUUAGACUAUAUAAAUAUCGAUUACUCUGACACAAAUAUAUUAUUCAGAAGUAAGUUUGCAAUCGAAAUGAAGUUAUCUAUUCACAUAAUUUUCGUUGUUGCGGCUAUUAUCAGGGGCUAUCAAUGUUCUGGCUGCUUUGGAUCUGAUAAAUAUGAUGAGUUUCUCGAUGUUACUUGCAUCUUCCAUCCAGCUCAAAACUAUGCCAUAAGGAAACAUAACUUGGAAAGUAUUUAUACAGGAUUCAAAACAUCAAUCGAAAAUGUAAUGAAAUCACUCAAAGGCGUAAAAACCGAGUAUAAUGCAGGAGAGUUAUUGGCUUUGCUCCAUUCAAAUUUUCAUGAAUUUUCGAUUUGGGUGAGAAAUAUUCGAGAUAUGGAAAAUACAAUUGUGACUGAGUUCGUGAAUAGCACUAUUAACGCGGAUAAAAAGUUUAUAUCAGACAAUAAGAAGGUAUUGAAAAAGUGUAAAAUGGCUUAUGUAAUAGAAUUGAAAGAAAUUUUGCUAGAACAUGCGGCAGCUUUAAUCAAACAUCAUAGUGAUAUAAACCAAAAUAUUGGCUUAUUGGCCAGAGAAAUGACCUACCGCAAGACAGUCGUAGAUUGGAUUGCUAAUUAUAUAGCAAAGAAUGGCACAACUCCGGAAACUCUGAAAGCAAUUCUUGAUACUGUAAACCCAAGACUUUUCCAAGCAACCACCAAUAUGGAAGUUAUAAACCAAUCGAUGUCAGAGUGUAUUGCUCAUAAAAAUACACUUAAACCGACUGAAAAAUUGGGCAGUUUUCUACAAAGGGCCCUUUUGAGUAUAUCCAAACCGGGGAGAAAAUGAGAAAAAAAGUGUAAUUGUCAACUUAAAAUCAUUAAAAAUUGAAUUCUGUGUCUAUUCCGUAA
Contarinia nasturtii (swede midge) is the source of this 915-nucleotide messenger RNA. RefSeq lists its product as uncharacterized. The transcript is spliced from 2 exons. The record is from RefSeq and is a predicted model, not a curated record. The coding region runs from base 95 to 853 and encodes 252 amino acids. NCBI's taxonomy places the organism in Eukaryota, Metazoa, Arthropoda, Insecta, Diptera, Cecidomyiidae.